Molecule: messenger RNA, 1023 nt
Organism: Prunus avium (sweet cherry)
Lineage: Eukaryota; Viridiplantae; Streptophyta; Magnoliopsida; Rosales; Rosaceae
Molecular function (GO): nucleic acid binding; zinc ion binding
Source: RefSeq, a predicted model, not a curated record
AUGGGUGACAACUCCGAAAAAAGGUCAACCGACACAGGCAUGCCUUCAAAGCCAAAAUGGGAAAAUCCCAACCAUCCUCUCUACCUUCAUCAUGCGGACCAACCGGGCUUAAUCCUUGUCCCGCAACCUUUGGUAGAAGAUAACUACAGCACAUGGGUUCAGUCCAUGACCAUGGCCUUAACGGUCAAAAACAAGAUUGGCUUCGUUGAUAAGUCGAUCAAAGCACCAAGUGGGGAUGAACCUGAUGAAUUGCAGCAAUGGAAGCGCUGCAACAACUUAGUCAAGACAUGGCUAUUGGGGUCAAUGUCGAAGGAAAUUGCUGGCAGCGUCAUUCACUGCAAAGAUGCGUGCCAGAUGUGGCUUGAUCUCCAAGAGCGAUUCUCUCAUGUGAAUACCGUUCAGCUUUUCCAUAUCGAGAAUGAAAUCCAUGACUGCAUACAAGGCAGCAUGACCGUGAGUUCCUAUUUUACUAAACUUAAGAGCCUUUGGGAUGAAAGGGAUGCGUUGUGCUCAAUUCCUGCGUGUAGCUGUGGAACAACCAAGGAGAUUGCUUCAUACAUAGAGACUCAGAAAACAAUGAAAUUUCUCAUGGGUCUGAACGAAUCAUAUGCCACUGUUCGUGGUAACACGCUUCUAUUGGAACCAUUGCCCACAGUAAACAAAGCAUAUUCGCUGGUCCUUCGACAUGAGAGGCAGGCAGAGGUUUCUAAUGGGAAAGCUUCUGUCCAACCAGAAGCAGCUGUUUUUGCCGUAAAGAACUCGAGUCGUGAGUCUGAAUCCGAAGAGAGGGGCCUUCGGUGUGCAAAGUGUAACAGGACGAAUCACAGCACCAAGAAUUGCCGUGCUCAUCUCAAGUGCACCUUUUGUGGCUGGAAAGGUCACACAUUUGAUUACUGCCGUAAGAGAGCAGCAUCAUUAGAGGCUGAACAAGGUAGUCUCUCAAAGGGCAACCAGGUUGCAUCAUAUGCAUCUGACGCGAAGGGGACGGUGUCCAAUUUCCCUUUUUUCACAGGAGGAAUGUAA